Messenger RNA from Podospora pseudocomata, 2998 nucleotides. Its product is annotated as ribosome biogenesis protein ytm1. The record is from RefSeq and is a predicted model, not a curated record. Gene Ontology annotation, cellular component: RZZ complex. Bases 289 to 2817 code for a protein of 842 amino acids. Gene Ontology annotation, biological process: mitotic spindle assembly checkpoint signaling; endoplasmic reticulum to Golgi vesicle-mediated transport. NCBI's taxonomy places the organism in Eukaryota, Fungi, Ascomycota, Sordariomycetes, Sordariales, Podosporaceae. The transcript is spliced from 4 exons.
AUGAGCUUCAAUGACAACUUGGUCCCAAAGGCCGCUCCCAACGUGGGGUUUACAACAUAACAACUACGAAGUACAGACGGCUCCACACCAAAUCUCUUGACGAAUUCCCCGAUAUAAUACUGUACAUCUUUCAGCCGCUCGGACUCAGUAGAACGAGUCCAAAUUUCCAUAUCAGGCGGAGCCCGGGGAUAGGUGGCAUCCACUGUCUGGCGACGUCACUAUCAGUACUGCGCAUCUUCGUCCACUGCAGCGCAAUAGCGAGAGCAGAUGCAAUAACCCCUCCAUACCAUGGCUUCCGAUACUCCAGAGCCUUCAGCGACUCAACUGGCACAAGCACUCGUCGAAUUUUCUUUACGCGGCUCUUUUCCAGAAGAAAAUGUAUCGUCACUGCCUCUCAAGCCCGAUGCGCUGGCCGAAGCUAUCAAGGCCCUCGCAGAUGCCAGAGCUAAGCUCCAAGCAGAAAUUCAUGCGAUCAACGAGGAUACCGCCGACGAUGUACGAGCAUGGCAAACCAAUGCGCAAUCUGUCCAGGACGACAUGAUCCGGUCAAAAGCGCUAGCAAACGAAAUCAUCAAAACUUCUGAAGCACCGGCAGUCUCAGGGAAGGAUACCCACGAUGCCGAGGCAAAGGCCGAGUUUCUGGUUCGGGAGCUCAACUACAAUGCCCAAGUGCAGGAAGCUCUCAAAGGAAUCAGGACAGUCAACCGCACACUCGAUGAAGUUGAGAAAGCAAGAGAUGAGCGGAGGAUAUUGGAUGCGCUACACCUACUCGAACGAUCAUGGAAGGAACUUGAUGCCAUACCAGUCAACAAAUCCUGUCGGGCAAUCAAAUUGCUGGAUAUCAGAGCUUUUGAACUCAAAUCUGAUGUUCAUGAGGUUUUCGACCAUGUGUGGAACACGCUUAUCAAUGUUGAUGUUGAGAAGCAUACGGUCUCUAUGAGCAGCGGCCGGGAUGAUGAACCUAUGAGUCUCUCGGAUGCGGUGAUAGGUCUGCAAGCCUACAAGGAGGUUGACAGACGUACGGCUCAGCUCUGGGCCAGCCUUAAUGCGGCUGUCCUAGUUCCCAGAAUGGAUAUGGAGAGAGAGACCUUGCCGGGCAUUCAAAUACGAGAUAACACUCUGGAAGUAAAAGGUACGACAGAUAAAUCUGUCGAGUCUUUAUUCACCGAUCUCGAAAAGGUUUUUAGGUUCCUUGUUGAAAGAUUACCCGGUGACUUGGUCGAGACCAUUUCCCCCACCCUUCUUCCAGGGGUAAUACACCGAGUAACCAGUAUAUGGCUUGAUUCGGCCGUGCCAUCGUCUUUGAACGACAUGGCGAGGUUUCAACAAAUCAUCGCUCUCGCCAAAAGCUUCUGUGCGACACUACGGAAACUGGGAUUCACAAAUCUGGGAGAUUUACAAGAGUGGACGGAAAGUGCCCCGAGGGUAUGGCUCUCCAAGUGCAGGGAAGCCGCAUUGGAUGCGGUCCGCACAAAGCUGUCGAAAGGCUUUGGUGAACCGACCCGGGUAGAAAAGAUCGAGAAGCAGAUGGUGUCAAAGUCAGAAGGUCAACAAAUAGCGGCCAAUGGGGCAGCAGCUGUUGAUGACGAUGGAGAAGGAUGGGGUGAUGCUUGGGGUAUUGGGGAUGAUGAGCCACCAAAAGAAGAGCCAAAAGAGGUGGAGAAGAAGGCAGCUGCCAAACCGGCAGAUGACGGUGACGAGGACGUAGCGGAUGCUUGGGGAUGGGGAGAUGAGGCUGCCGAGGAGGACCAGGUCAUUGAGGAGACACGGAAGAAGACCGAGAUAGAAGACGAGGAUCCAGCUGAUGCUUGGGGCUGGGGUGAUGAUACUAAUAAUGACGCGCCUACGGCUACAGCGACAGCUACAAAAUCUGAGCCAGAGAUCAGGGAAUUAGUGUUGAAGGAGACAUAUAGCAUUUCAUCGAUGCCACAUCCUGUCUUGGACCUAAUAGCAGCCAUUGUGGAAGAUGGUGCGGCUCUGACCCAGGACAGGCACGCGAGUAGCCCGGUAGCAGCAGCCGCGGCUGGACUGUUCGGUGUGCCGACUCUUGCGCUGGCAUUAUUCAGAGCCAUCUCGCCUCACUACUACGCUCCAAAGGAGGGUGGGAAUAUGUUCCUCUACAAUGACGCAACCUGGCUAUCGGAAAAACUAGCGGAUUUCUCGGCCACCUGGAAAACCCGCCAUGAUAUCAGCACCCGAGCGCAAAACAUGCUGAGACUAGACAACGACGUCAAGGCUCUUCAAGGGUUUGCCAACCGCGCCUACACGAACGAGCUCAGUCUCAAAAAGAUGAUGCUGCGGGAUCGGUUGGGGGGUGAGCAAAACCUUUUGCAGCUGGACGACACGGAAUCCUACGUUGCGUCGGCGGUCUCGAUGGUUAGGUCGAUAGCGCUGGAGUGGGAGCCCAUCCUGGCGAAAUCUGUGUGGCAGCAGGCGGUUGGGUCGAUGGUUGACGCGUUGGCGUCGAAGAUUGUUUCUGAUGUGAUGGAUCUGCCGUCUAUUGGGCAGGAGGAGGCGUAUAAUAUCGCGAAGCACAUCGCUUCGGUGGAGGAGCUGGAUGAUUUGUUUUUGCCGAGCAAGGGGGAGGUGCCGUUGACAGCGCAGUUUGCGGGGAGCUGGUUGAGGUUGAAGUACUUGAGCGAGGUGCUGCAGAGCAAUUUGAGGGAUGUGAGGUAUUUGUGGAUGGAGGGGGAGCUGAGCUUGUAUUUUGGGGUGGAGGAGGUGCUGGAUUUGAUCGGGGCUAGUUUUGAGGAUAAUGCGAGGACGAGGGAGGUGGUGAGGGAGAUUAGGGGGAAUCCGAGGCCUAGGGGGGAGUAGUGGGAGGUUGGAGAGUACGUUGUUCAUGCAGCAUCGUUGUUGGCAAAGGAAGCUUGCAGCCAACACAGUCCAGACAGUAUAGAUGUAUUCAAUGGCGUUCUUUUUAGCGUUGGUCGAUCCGAUUCACAUGCAAGCCAUUGAAUAUAUACCUGGUUAUUUAUUGCGGAGGGUGGAGUCUCUG